This is a messenger RNA of Ostrea edulis (European flat oyster), 4152 nucleotides long. Its product is annotated as calpain-5-like. Gene Ontology annotation, biological process: proteolysis. Gene Ontology annotation, cellular component: cytoplasm. The record is from RefSeq and is a predicted model, not a curated record. NCBI's taxonomy places the organism in Eukaryota, Metazoa, Mollusca, Bivalvia, Ostreida, Ostreidae. Gene Ontology annotation, molecular function: calcium-dependent cysteine-type endopeptidase activity. Bases 97 to 2040 code for a protein of 647 amino acids. The transcript has 13 exons.
CGAAAACACUAGGACAACUAUUAAAGGGGCGUAACCACCUACAUUUCCAAUUUUGGUACCAAACAUGAAAGAAGCCAUCCUCGCACAGAACUGAAAAUGGACAACUUAUCAGGAAUGAUCUCUGGACUGUUUGAAUCAGCCACCCCUUACAAAAACCAGAAGUACAGUCAUCUGAAGAAGGAAUGUGUGAGCGCUGGACGACUUUUUGAAGACCCGGUGUUUCCCCCAGUGGCAAGCUCUCUGUCAUACACUGGUUAUGCUCCCAGAGAUAUCGUUUGGAGAAGACCUGGGGAAAUAUCGAGUGACCCUAAAUUCUUUGAUGCUGGUGCUAGUGCUGAUGAUUUUGCCCAGGGUUCUCUGGGAAACUGUUGGUUUGUGGCAGCCUGUUCAUGUAUCGCUGAGGAUAAAUCACUGCUGAAAAAGAUUGUACCAGACUACGAGGAACAAGAAUGGACUAAGGACAACAAAUAUGCUGGUAUAUUUCACUUCAGAUUUUGGCAGAUGGGUGAAUGGAUAGAUGUUGUCAUAGACGACCGUCUCCCGACCAGGAAUGGGGAACUCGUCUAUGUACAGUCCCACAGCAAAAAUGAAUUCUGGUCAGCGCUGCUGGAAAAAGCUUAUGCAAAAAUUUUUGGAGAUUAUGAAUCAUUAAAAGGAGGACAAGCCAAGGAUGCGAUGGUGGACAUGACAGGGGGUGUUGGGGAAGGGUUCGAGCUGACAGAAUUCGUGAAGACGGAGGAAGAUAAAGUCAAAUUGUUCAAAAUUCUCCGUAAAUCCAAGGAGCACCACUCCCUGAUCAGUGCUGCUAUUCCGGUUACGAGUGCCAGUGAUAUGGAGGCACAGUUAUCAUGUGGUUUGAUCAAAGGGCAUGCGUACAGUGUUACUGCUGUGAAAAAGGUUAGACUUGGAAAGGGACUGAUGGCUCACUUCAACCAAGAAAAAAUUCUCAUGAUUCGAUGUCGCAAUCCUUGGGGCGGAACGGAGUGGAAGGGUGCCUGGAGUGAUGGAUCUCCAGAAUGGCAGAAAGUCAGUUCCAGUGAAAAAAGAGAUAUGGGUCUCACAUUUGAUGAAGAUGGGGAUUUCUGGAUGACUUUUGAUGACUUUAUGACCUAUUUUAAGUCUAUGGACAUUUGUCACAUUCUAAACACGUCUCUGAUCACUUUCCACAAAUCCUGGAAGGAGGGGAAAGCAUUUGGUGAAUGGAAGAAUGAGAAAUGUGGAGGCUGUCCUAAUUACUCAUCAUUUCUUAGCAACCCACAGUUUAUAUUUGAUGUUGAGUUGGAGGAAGAUGAAGUUAUGAUAUCCCUGGAGCAAUGGGACAAGAGAAUUGAUAAGGAACUUGGAAAAGAGAACGAUACCAUAGGCUUCUAUAUAAUGAAGGCAGACGUUAACAGAAAGUAUCGUAUGCAUGAUAAAUUGGAGAAAGUGCAUUCAGGAACAUACAGCAAUGCCAGAAAUCAGUUCUCACGGCUGACACUGCAACAAGGGCGAUACUGCAUCAUACCUUCUACAUUUGAACCCAACUGCCCUGGUCGAUUCCUGCUGAGAGUUUAUGCUGACAAAAAUCCAGACCUUAAGGAACUGUACUUAGAUGAACCACCACCGCCUAGUUCUGGCUUUCUCGGAAUAGGAGCAAAGAAACCAAAAGUGGCUGCAACACAAAUAAUGAUCCUCAAGGCAGAGGGUCUGGAAGUCCAGGACAAAGAUGGAUUUUCGGAUCCUUACGUUGUUGUCUUCUGCGAGAAGAAAAAGGCCACCACCAGAGUGAUAAGAAACAAUGUCAACCCAGAGUUCAAUGAGCGUGUAACAUUUUAUCACAGGAAGCCAGAUGACGAAAUUACAGUGGAGAUUUGGAAUUUGAACAUGAUGAGGGAUCGCUUCAUGGCUGCGUGUACCAUAAAGAUGUCAGACAGGUCCAAGUAUGAUGGUCGCCAUGUCUUUCGGUAUGAACUUUUUGGAAAAGAUAAAGAGGCAUCUGUGCAGAAACCAGGCAUUUUAUGGCUGCGAAUUCUUCAUACCACCGAUAUGGAACGGGUCUGAUGGCCGACUCCGAGACUCUCAAAUGCUGCCAACUUGUAAUGAAUACUGCUGAUAUAUUUUUGGAAUCCUGAAUGUUUUUCAUCUCUGCUUACCAAUUACCAGAGAACCCUUUACUAGUAAUCGAAAACCAAAUUACCUUUUUCUUGUCCUUUUACAGUAUGUAUAUGAUACCUUUAAACUUUCUAGAUCCCUUUAGGCUCACAUUUGGCAAAACAAAAUGUCAUGGGCAAACAGUAUUUCUAAUGUUUUGUCAUUAGUCCUUUUUUAUAUAGUAUACACCAACUUACUGCUGGGCUAUAUUUUAUUUAUUAAAAUGUAUAUACACAGGGAAGGUUGUGUAGAAGUGUCCUUGUAACUUGAAACAUACAGUUAAUAUUAUAUCUACGAACAACUGCUGUGCUUAGAUCUGACAAUAGAAUUUUUUUUAGUUGGAUGUUUAAAUUUUUCUAUCUUUGUAUUUGCACAUAUACAUAUUAUAUUUAUACAAAAGUUUAUAUACAUGGACAUUGAUAUUUUUACAUGCUUGUCCAUGAAUGGUAUAGUAUAUUGGUUUUUGUCUCUGAAUCAGACUAGCCAUUACCUACAAGUCAUUUACAAUGUUUUAAAUAUUUAAUGCUUUAAUAAUUUUGACGAGUGGUAUACAGGUAGAAGUGUACUUGAACCUAUUUACAACAUUGUUUAGUCUUUUGGGUAGUGAAAUGCUUCUAUUUAAGAUUUAAUGUUUGCUAUCACAUUUUUUUGUAUGUAAAUUUAGAUUUCAAGGCAAUGAAGCACAGGAUUUUCAUGUACAAAAGCAUAAAUACAUUUAUUUAACAUUGCAUAUACAAUGUAUAUGUCGUCAUGAGUUUUGUCAUUUUUACACUGCAUGCUUCUACUAAUGAUGAACUUUGUGUGGGGGUAUGUUGAGAUUGGAUGUCAUUGUCAUGAUCAGCAGUAAUGCUGAUGAAAACAAAACCGGACUUGGAUUUUUUGUUGUUGAAAGAAUUGAAAUCUAAAUUUUGACCCAAGUUCUUCUCGAGAAAUCCAGGUCAGAUUUGGAUGUAAAAGGCAGAUUUACAAAUCUGUGGUGUCGUAAUCUAACAUUUGUAAAUUCAUAUAAAUUUAUUUCCUGAAGGUAUUCAAUGUAUAACAAAAGGAGAUUGAACAAUUUUUAAUGGUUUAAAUCAAAAUAAAUGUUUAUUGUUAAGUAAUGAUGAAAGUGAUCAAUAGAUCAAAUUCCCAGACUGGUAAAUGAUUAGAAGCUGCUCUUUUUGCACUUGAAAUUUUUUGAAAGAGACGUACAUCUUUGUAAAUGAUCGUAAAACCUUCAAAAUGAUACCAUGACAAUUACAAAAAUCGUUCCAUCCAUUUAUUAGAUAUGAAAUACGGUGCAAUCAUUAUACAUGGAAUACCUGAACGACAAUAAUUCAACUUCGUGAAAAUAUGUAAUUUUCUGUUUCAAGUUCCAAUUUCCAUUUACUAAAUCCAUGUAUUAUCAAAUACCCCAGAUUCAAAUUCCAAAUUGGGUGUGAUUGUUAUGAAAUGCAACGUACAAAACAACUGUAAUAGAGUGGUAAUCCAAUCAACAUUUGCUGAUGAAUGUAGGUGCCAUGUGCCAAUGGUCCUUUCUGUUACUGUUUGGGUUUAUAAUUUCUUUGCUUUGUGAACAAUUUUGUUAUGAACAAACUUAAUACCAAAGUUAUUUGGUUUAAUAUACAGAUUUUUAUGACCAAUAUGUGAAGGCAUUUUUACAGUACAUGUAUUUCAAAACAAAACUAGUGUAUAAUUUCUUAACUGACCAAUUCAGAUCAAAAUUAACUGUCUGAAAUAGUGUUGACACACGUAAAUAGAAUAAAUUCAACAUUUUUUUCUGAGGGGAUGGUUGCUAUGAUACAGAGAGCUAUUGUUGGGAUGGUUGCUAUGAUACAGAGAGCUAUUGUUGGGAUGGUUGCUAUGAUACAGAGAGCUGUUGUUAGGAUCGUUGCUAUGAUACAGAGAGCUGUUGUUGACAUGAUGAUUGUGGUCUUUUGCGUCACUGCUGCUUGUUUGUUUAUUAAGUAACUUUGAAUGUUAUAUACUCAUGUUAGACUAUUCUAGUCAAUUUGGCUAUUAUAUAUAAAGCUAAUCAACACA